GUUGUAUGGUUUUAUUCGAAAGAAAUUUGUUUUAAGAAUAAAAAACAAAAAUACUAAUUCGCCUUCUGUCCAGUAGAUGGCAGUUUACAGCUGCGCUAUUCCUUUUCCAGCCCAUCGACUCCUCUUUGAUGACGUGCUUUGUUACUCGUUGUUCGAUUCCGCUGGCGGGCUGCUCGGACUGCCGCACGACACGCGUUUGUGCGCCUCAGAGACAAAAGGCAACAGAAGAAGAAGUGGAAAAGGAACAAGAAAGAAGAGUAGAAGAAAGAGCGUCGGAAAAAGGAGCCGCUCCACACCAUAUGAGAAGAGCAGACACUUGCGGGUAGAGAAGAGUUUCUCACACAGCAUGGCCUCAGCCACGGAUGAAGGUGUGAAUGAAAGACUGGCACACAUUAAACAGGAGGAAUAUGACUGGGACACACCGGAGAAAUUUUAUUUCUGUGUGAAGGCAGAGAAUUGUGAGGGAAGAAUUUCAAAUUUUAAAGAGGAGGGGUGCGAGCGAGAGACUGUUGACGUUAAAACUGAGGAUUCAGAAGAGUCGUCCAUUAAUCUUGAACUGCAAAAUCACGAGGGUGGAAGUUAUUUGAAACAAGAUGUUUCUAAAGAAUCUCAUUCCAGUGUACAGCCUCAGUUCACGAACUCAAGACCACUGGCUAGCCAAGAGAGUUCUAUAGAACUGAAAUCUGAGUUGGAAGAGGAAAUCGAUGAAGGAAACACGAGAGAAGCAGAAGAGCAGCAGUCAUCUAGGAGUGUGGGAACAAAUUUCCAGGAGAACUGCAGCUUCUUUAUAUCGUCAUUUCCUCAGACUUCUCCUCAGUGCAGACUGCAACAUAAAAAAGAGAGGAGAAAGAUGAAGAAAUCAGCAAAAGGAUCAGAGGAUUUGACAGAACCCUCUUUCCAUUGCAGUUCUCUUCCUACUGCUAAACAAGCACAGAUAGGAGCCAUCAAAAAUAAAAAACAAGAUGUUCAUAAUACGGACCAAGAAGCUCUUUAUGUAUACAGAGAGUGCAGAAUUUUUUUCAAAAACACUCCUGACAGUAAAGAUCAUAAGUUGAUACAUAGGAGGCAAAAGCCAUAUGUUUCUUCUGAAUAUGGUAAACUGUUUCCAUGCAGUCAAACUCUUCCCAGUUACAAAAUAAUUCACACUGGAGAGAAAUCUCAUUGCUGCUCUGAAUGUGGAAAAAGAUUCUCGCAAAAAAGCAGUCUGCAGAGGCACACCAGAAUUCACACCGGAGAAAAACCUUAUUGUUGUUCUGAAUGUGGGAAGCGAUUUGCUGCCAGAAGUGCUGUUCAGAGGCAUACAAGGAGUCACACUGGAGAAAAACCUUAUUGCUGUUCUGAAUGUGGCAAACGAUUCUUUGACAGCAGUGGUCUUCAGAAGCACACAAGAAUUCACACCGAAAAGAAACCUUAUUGCUGUUCUGAAUGUGGUAAACACUUCUCAUACAGCAGCAGUCGUAAUAGACAUAUGAGAGUUCACACUGGAGAGAAACCUUUUUGCUGUGAAGAAUGUGGCAAACGAUUCUCGCUAUUAAGUCAUUUUCAGACCCACACAAGAAUUCAUACUGGAGAAAAGCCAUAUAGCUGCUCUGAAUGUGACAAAUGUUUCUCACACAGUGGAAGUCUGAAUAAUCACAUGACAUUUCACACUGGACAGAAACCGUAUUGCUGUGCAGAAUGCGGCAAACAAUUCUCACUAAAAUGCAGUCUUCAGAGACACACAAGAAUCCACACUGGAGAAAAACCUUUUUGUUGUCCUGAAUGUGGCAAACAAUUUUCUAACAGUAGCCAUCUUCAGAGACACACAAAAUUCGCACAUUAGGCAAGAAGCCAUAUUGCUGUUUUGAACGUGGCAAAAGAUUCUCUAAUAACAGCAGGAUUUGGAAACUUAAAAAUUAAUUUGAAAAUGUGAAAAAAAUACAAUGUAUCCGCACCGCAGAGACCCUGGGAUCACAAUCUAGACUACAAAACAGAAAACAAGAUUUUAGUCAGUGGGAGGAGACACCAGUAUGAACUGACAGAAAAAUAGAUGCCAGAAAACUGGACUUUUUUUAAAUGAUAAAGAAAACCUGAAUAAUUGAAUUACGGUCGUCAUCAUCUGAGUUCACCUCUGUUAUAGCGCGUCAUUACGUGAAAAAAGCAGUGUCAGAAUUGGUGGGAUCGUGAACGCGACAGAGAAUAAAACUGAAUAAAAAAAAAACCCUAACCUUUACAAAUAUCAUAAAUUUACACCGGCUGUUACAGACUGAAAUCAAAUGUAUGUUUUUAUUCUAAGAUAGUAAGAAUAAGUGCAGCUCACUUCUCAAAACGG
Messenger RNA from Erpetoichthys calabaricus (reedfish), 2311 nucleotides. Its product is annotated as zinc finger protein 154-like. NCBI's taxonomy places the organism in Eukaryota, Metazoa, Chordata, Cladistia, Polypteriformes, Polypteridae. The record is from RefSeq and is a predicted model, not a curated record. The transcript has 3 exons. The coding region runs from base 77 to 1822 and encodes 581 amino acids. Gene Ontology annotation, biological process: regulation of cytokine production; regulation of immune system process; negative regulation of transcription by RNA polymerase II.